CGUUUUCCUUUUUCUAUUUCAACACCGCGGAAAAUAACUUGAAAUACAGAAAUACAACUUAAGUCAGCAGCAUCUGAAAGAUUUCAACGAUCAGUUGUAAACGGAGUUUUCUGUGCACUGCACAAUGUGAAGCUGAUCAAUAACAAGGCUGUAAACACUAGUAAACAAACCAAAUACAUUUCAAAGCCUACCUGCGCUACCUCAGCACAGCCACCUCAGCUUAAGAACGAGGCAAACCAGACUCCGCUGCCUCGACGCCAUUUUUGUGACUUCUACAUGAAUUCAUCCUCGAUCCUCGCUGUUGAUUUGGGUUCCCUGUUGAUUUGAUUGACGUAUGCUGAUGCCCUGGUUCAGUUCAUUUGGACAAAUUACACAAUGUAAAGGACGCUGUUUCCGCUUUGAAGCCAACGAGCGAGCAACUGCAGGAUGCCGAUUCGUCAAAAUUGACCUUCACUUUGACGUUGCGGGUACGCAAACAUAGUAAACGUAACGCUUAUCUAACAGGGGUAGAGACGAUUGUUAGGUACAAGGUACCUUUUCACUCUUUUUUUUAUAAAAAUGAUGGAGCUUCUUUUCCUCUCUGGGGGAAGAAUAACUUUGGAAUGCACUAUAAUGGAAGAAAAUGCAUUCGCGAAUUUUCGAGGACGAGUGGAGGAUUUCAACCUACCCCUCCCUCAAGACAAAAUUGAUACAAACAAUCCCGGAAGCCAUCCCGGAAGUGUCGAAGAGUUUCAAGAGCGAUGGCCGCUGAAUGUAGGAACGUAAAAGAAAUACUGAAAAAGUACUGCAAAGAUGGUCUGAUACGUAAUGAAUUUUUGCAAGGAUGUGAGAAAUUCUUAACUGAGGUAACAGUACCAGCAAAAUGGAAAGGCAAAACUGACUACAAGCUUCAACAGGUCCAUGAAACGUACCAAUACCGUGAAAAAGUAAUCAGGGAAUUUGUUGGCAAAAAAAUAUCAGAAGAGUUUAAAUUAUCGCGAAAAACCAUAACACAGUUUUUUGAUGAACUUGAACGUUUCGCAAAACCUUCAGAAACUAACAUUAACAAUUUUUCUGAUCUACAUGCAAGUUGUAAAAGCAGGCCAGCUAUUUCUGAUCUGUUUGGUGAAGAUGAUGUCAAGUUACAAGGUGUUGUUGUUCGAAGAACAGAGCAGAACGCUUGGGUUUUGGUGGAAAAGGAGCAAGAACUUAUUAUUGACGUUCAAGCCAAUGAGAAGAACAGUUUCAGCUCGGGAUUCCCUGUUAAAGUGGGUGACAUUGUUGAGGUUACAAGACUUCAGAGAGAAACGGAAACAACCCUGGAAACAGAUGUAAUAUGCUGUUACCAUUUAUGCGAGAGUGAAAUUGAAGUAUUUUUGGAUUACAUGCUAAAGCUAUUACAAGAUGAUGGCUCAACUGCUGCAGUAACUGGGAUAAUGAGGUGUCACGCUGCUUGGGAUUACAUUCUUCAGCUUUCAAAGGAUACAAGUGACAACCAGAUCAUGAGCUAGAAUGUCUUGUACAUUAUUGAAGAGAUAUGUUCCAGCUCUCAGGGGAAAAUUCCACCAGUUGUUGAAAAGAUUGUACAACAAUUUACAGAGAGUGCAUUCUUCAAAUCAAUUUUUCCUAUCUUUGUUGAGAACACAGCAAAAGGAAGUUGUAGCAGGUAUUAGUUUUGCAAACAAAAUUUAAUGGAGAUUGAUUGAUUUAUUGAACACUCAGUGAUUUAACCUCUCUAUUUACAAACUGGUAACUAAAGUAAAUUUUAACUUAACAUAAAACAUGCAUCAGCAUUUAUAUUAUUACAUGACAUUCAAGCUACCAUGGGAACCGGCUAUUUUGGUAUUCUCUGUAGUGAGCUGGACCUAUCAUGCAAGGGAGGCUCAUGCAGGGGGAAUAUCAUAAAAAAAGAGAUAAACCUCAUUUACAUUUGAAAAGACUCCCAGCAUUAGCCUCAUGCAGUUGCAAGCUAGUUCAAGUCCAGUACCAAGAAUACGGAAAGGGCCUAGUAACUCUUGAGUUUUAAAAAUUUACAUGAUCGAGUUAAGAACUAUUUCCUCUCAAUGUUAACAGGACAAAUAUAUAAUUCACGCCAAUGCUUGAUAUGCUGUAUGAGGUUUUUAUUGUCUUUGAUGUUCAAGAAACACUUUAUGGAAAAAUUGAAAAAUUAAACGAGACUUACCUGUAAGUUGAAGUUUGAUUGGAAUUCUAUGAGUCACCU
Molecule: messenger RNA, 2200 nt
Organism: Orbicella faveolata
Lineage: Eukaryota; Metazoa; Cnidaria; Anthozoa; Scleractinia; Merulinidae
Product: NFX1-type zinc finger-containing protein 1-like
Biological process (GO): regulatory ncRNA-mediated heterochromatin formation
Cellular component (GO): nuclear RNA-directed RNA polymerase complex
Molecular function (GO): helicase activity
Source: RefSeq, a predicted model, not a curated record